Molecule: messenger RNA, 1084 nt
Organism: Styela clava
Lineage: Eukaryota; Metazoa; Chordata; Ascidiacea; Stolidobranchia; Styelidae
Source: RefSeq, a predicted model, not a curated record
UUCUGUGAUUAAAGUUUAUAAUGUAGUGUAUAAUGGAUGACUCAAAUGAUUUCUGUGCAGAGUUAAAUAGACGGACAAAAUCAAUUCAUGAUAAAUCUGAUAAAGCUACUCGGAUCAAGCUUGCUGUAGCUUUAACGGAUGUAACAAUUUAUACCCAAGUUUUGGGAGAUUUCUAUUACGUUUUCAAAACAAUUGAAGAACUUAUUUCAGAGAAUGCACAUUCAGUCAAUAUUUCAGCACUUUGGCUGCCUAAGUUAUGCAGAAGAAAAAAAAUUGAGCAAGAUUUGGCCUAUUAUCUGGGCUUAGGUUGGAAAGAUAUCACAAAACCUUCACCGGCUGCACAACAAUAUGUUUCACACCUAGAAGAAAUUUGUGGAGAGAAUCCAGACAUUUUAAUUGCUUAUGUGGCAGUGAUUCCCAACCCUUUAUGGCUCAUGGCCCCCCUGUUUAUCAUUCCAGUGCCUUAUUUUUUUGCAGCCCUUCUGGCUGGUGGUUACAUAUUACGGAAGAUUAUAAGACGAACUCUGGGAUUAUCUACAGAUGAUGGAUUGAUGAUCUUUCAUUUUUCCGAAGGGUCUAGAAUAGAACUGAAAAAUCAUAUAAAAAAAUGCAAUAAAUAGAAUGGACCUGGAUGUUGACUUGAAAGAACAGAUUGUGCAGGAAAAGAUUAAAAUAUUUGAAAUGAACAAUGAAAUCAUCGCCAACGUGCAACCCAAGCUCAGUUCCUACAGCAGGUUAUUGAAAUUUUUACUGGUUAUUUUAGUAUUCAUCGUUGCUAUCAUCUUUUUUUGCUUGGUGCCAAACUAGAUUGUGAUGUAACUGAAUUGCCGAAAAUACAAUAGAAAGUUAUACAAACCUGCCAUGAUAUUUUUGACAGAGUUUCAAUGACAACACUUGUGACAGGGUGAUGCGAAACUACUGCUUACCCACAUUAGCCUAGGAUAUUUUCACUACUGUAAUGUUAUUAGGUUUUCUUGUAUAAUUGCUUGCUACAAUACUGAAUGCCAUAUUGUAAAUUGAAGAAAAAAAUUGCUUAAUUUUUAUGAAAGUUUACAUGCAUCAAUACAAAAUAUAGGUAAUCUUG